CUCCUCCCUGUAUAGGUUCUUGACUACUUUGCUGAUAGAGGUGGCUCUGAUCAUUGAUAACUAUACAAAAUGAUCGAAGUUCUCUGCUCAGGGUCUCCUCGCCAGGUCGGAUUGGACCAUGGCUCCGCGGCCAAGGAACAAAUUGGCCGGUGCAUCAAAUUCUACCAGAAACUCUUCCAGACAAAGAGCAAAAUGGACUGGGAGGAAGUCAAAGGUUUUGCUUUGAAAUACCAGCCAUUCCUAGAAGCCAACUGGCAAAGAUAUGUCGACGAAAUGAAAGGCGUGGCGGAAGGGGCGGGAGUCUCGUACGAGGAUAUCCUCGCUCUUAAUGUGCGGACGGAGAUCGCGUUUGGGGCUUUCAGUGAUGGAUGUACUGCUAUCUCAUGGAAAGGAUCAGAAGCCUCGCUGCUGGGCCAGAAUUGGGAUUGGAAUACUGAGCAAGCGCAGAAUCUCAUUUGCCUGAAGAUCAAGCUGGAGACUGGAUUGAGCAUUCAGAUGGUCACCGAAGCUGGAAUCAUCGGCAAGAUCGGAAUGAAUGGGAAAGGGGUUGGCUGCACGCUGAAUGCCAUCAAAGCAAAAGGGGUUUCUUUUUCAAAGCUGCCGUGCCAUUUGGCUCUGAGAACCGUUAUGGAAAGCGAGUCUCGAGCGGCCGCUAUGUCAACGUUGGAGAAAGCGGGUGUGGCAAGCGCUUGCCAUAUUCUGGUCGCUGAUGUGACUGGUGGAACAGGUCUCGAAUGUAGCAGUGAGGAUAUUGUGAAGUUGGAGAUGAACAAGCAGGGUGCCGUUACUCACACCAAUCAUUAUGUGCUGGAACAUAAGCAAGGCGUCAUAGAAGCGCCGGACUGGCUACCAGAUACGAGGUUCCGGUUGAGGAGAAUCGGAGAACUGUUGAAUGCGGCAAAGGAGGAACAGCCCAGCCAAGAGGGUUUGGAGAGGUUCCUGAGAGACGAGACGGAGGGGGAUGGUGCUGCUAUUUGCAGAACACCGUUGAAGGAUGACCUAGCGACUCUCUUCGGUAUUGUCAUGGACCUGGGUAAUAAGAAAGGUCAAGUGAUGGUUGGAAGGCCUGCAAAUCCUACGGCAAAGCUGGUCCUUAGUCCAUAGUGCUAGAGUCGGAAGACAAAAAGAUUUCUUGUAAUACUUAGCUUUGCAAAGCUCGACCAAUUGUCACGUAGCCAGAUCAAGCGAUUUUGAAUGGACUCAUGAGUUUUA
Molecule: messenger RNA, 1212 nt
Organism: Amorphotheca resinae ATCC 22711
Lineage: Eukaryota; Fungi; Ascomycota; Leotiomycetes; Helotiales; Amorphothecaceae
Exons: 2
Coding region: 70-1104 (344 amino acids)
Source: RefSeq, a predicted model, not a curated record